This is a messenger RNA of Aspergillus costaricaensis CBS 115574, 1020 nucleotides long. RefSeq names its product ankyrin repeat domain-containing protein. Gene Ontology annotation, molecular function: protein binding. The record is from RefSeq and is a predicted model, not a curated record. Bases 1 to 1020 code for a protein of 339 amino acids. NCBI's taxonomy places the organism in Eukaryota, Fungi, Ascomycota, Eurotiomycetes, Eurotiales, Aspergillaceae. The transcript has a single exon.
AUGGCUCGAUGGCGUUCGAUUUCUCCACAAGAUAGUGCAGAUAUCGACGCCCUGCCACCACACCCCGGAGAUACCGCAUAUACCGCCUUGGGUCAUGCGAUUGAAGAGGGAGGCCACCGAAUGAUUCAGUUAUUACUAAAGUUUGUCGCUAAUCCCAACAGCGCUGAUAUCCAUGACGAUGUGUCAUCAUCUGCCUUCACGUUCGCCCUUGAAAAUACAUGCUCACUUGGUAUCAUCGAUCUGCAAUUGAAGUAUGGCCCCGGCUUCAACAAUCUCAUAGGAAAGGAAUCGGCGCUCGAGACGGCGGUAGAAGUCGGCCAAGCGGACGUUGUCAGGAGAAUAAUGACCUUGAUGUCACAGUAUUGCCCUGAACACUACUCCCGAUCACUCAAAACAAUAAUGUCUCAUAUGAUGAUAGACAAUGACUGGGCACCCGACUUCGAGAUGGUCCGAACAUUAAUUGAUGCUGGGGCGGACAUAAAUGCUGCUUACAUUGACGACGACAAUCCGCUAUACCAUGGAACACUACUUCAACGUUCGGUCAGGCAGUUUGUCAGUGGAUCCAGAAUAAGCGUUGUCCAGUUAUUGCUCGACAAUGGAGCUGAGAUAAAUACCCCAGCAACGGACAACCUAGGAACGCCAUUGCAACUAGCCAUUCUGGACGAAGAAGUGGAGAUCGCAAAUCUACUAAUCGACCACGGAGCUGACGUGAAUGUCCACCCAGCAAAGAAUCGCGGAGCCACGGCAUUGCAAGCUGCCGCUUUACACGGAUACUGUGGUCUUUCCAUGCGAUCGUUAGCCAAGGGGGCGGAUGUGGCGGCCCCAGCAGCGCCUAUUGAUGGCAGAUUGGCCAUUGAUGGAGCAGCGGAACACGGAUAUCUCGAUAUGGUCCAGUUACUUCUCAAUGCGUAUGGAGAUCGACCGAGCUUGUCAUUUGUGUAUCGUAGAGCUGCCGCUGCCGCAGAACGAGAGGGUCAUUUCGAUGUAAUGAGAUGGUUGCUGGGUUAUAUACAAUCAUAG